Anopheles gambiae (African malaria mosquito) is the source of this 2503-nucleotide messenger RNA. RefSeq names its product actin-related protein 3 (gene Arp3). The transcript is spliced from 5 exons. Gene Ontology annotation, cellular component: Arp2/3 protein complex; actin cortical patch. The record is from RefSeq and is a predicted model, not a curated record. Gene Ontology annotation, molecular function: actin filament binding. Lineage: Eukaryota; Metazoa; Arthropoda; Insecta; Diptera; Culicidae. Bases 488 to 1822 code for a protein of 444 amino acids. Gene Ontology annotation, biological process: Arp2/3 complex-mediated actin nucleation.
UCAAAGCUAGCUGCAGAAAUGGCUGUGACAGCAAUUGAAGAAGAAGUUUAUGCGGAUAAAAUUAAACUAGAUGUAUCAUUAUCAGAAGAACGAUAAUAGCAUUGUGCAUAUAGAUGAACCGUACUAAAUAGUUCCAAUAGUUCUGCAAACCACUACAGCAAUUGGUCAACUGUGAGAUAUCAUUUGCAGUGAACCAACAAAUAGCUACUUUGCCUUGUGUCAUCGUGGAGAAGCGGAAGAAGAAGAAGAAGAAGAAAAACCAACAACUCAGCUCGAAGCUCCAAGACCCACAGUGCUUAGGUGUGGUUUUGUUUUGUCGAAAUAUAGGGACGUUCUUAUCGGCAAAGAAUUCCUGCGCUUACGAGACGGAUGGCCUGUUUCUAACAGUCAGAUUAGGAAAAUAACGGUAUUAUCCCCAAAAAUAUCGGACUAAACGUUAUCCAUCGUGUUCGUGUGUGCAUCCAGCAGUAAAUAAAAGGGUCCAAAAAUGACCGGACGACUUCCAGCUUGUGUGAUUGAUGUAGGAACUGGGUACACGAAACUUGGGUUUGCAGCGAACAAGGAACCACAGUUCAUCAUCCCUUCCGCUAUUGCGAUCAAAGAGUCGGCCAAAGUAGGCGAUCAAAGUGCACGCCGUGUGACCAAAGGAGUCGAGGACUUGGAUUUCUACAUCGGCGAUGAAGCGUUCGAUGCGACUGGAUACUCGGUGAAGUACCCCGUUCGCCAUGGGCUGGUCGAAGAUUGGGACCUGAUGGAGCGGUUUCUGGAGCAGUGCAUUUUCAAAUAUCUUCGCGCGGAACCGGAGGACCACCACUUUCUGCUUACCGAGCCGCCACUAAACACGCCGGAAAACCGGGAGUACACUGCCGAAAUCAUGUUCGAAACGUUUAACGUACCGGGGCUGUACAUUGCGGUGCAGGCGGUGCUCGCACUGGCGGCCAGCUGGGCAUCGCGCCCGGUCGAGGAGCGGACGCUGACCGGCAUUGUGGUGGACAGCGGUGACGGCGUCACGCACGUCAUUCCCGUAGCGGAGGGGUACGUGAUCGGAUCGUGCAUCAAACACAUUCCUAUUGCGGGGCGCAACAUUACCUCGUUCAUUCAGAGCUUGCUGCGCGAGCGCGAGGUGGGCAUUCCGCCCGAGCAGAGCCUGGAGACGGCCAAAGCGAUCAAGGAACGGUACAGCUACAUCUGUCCGGACAUUGCGAAAGAGUUUGCCAAGUACGAUGCGGAACCGACCAAGUGGAUGCGCCACUACGAGGGCAUCAAUGCAAUCACGAAGCAGCCGUUCGGUGUGGACGUCGGGUACGAGCGGUUCCUGGGGCCGGAAAUUUUCUUCCAUCCCGAGUUUUCCAACCCCGACUUCACGACACCGCUGUCGGAAAUCGUAGACACGGUCAUACAGAACUGCCCAAUCGAUGUGCGAAGACCGCUGUACAACAAUAUCGUGCUGAGCGGUGGAUCGACAAUGUUCCGUGAUUUUGGACGUCGUCUGCAACGUGACAUUAAGCGAAGUGUCGAUGCUCGUCUGAGAAUUAGUGAAAAUUUAAGCGAAGGAAGAAUAAAGCCAAAACCAAUUGAUGUGUCGGUGAUAUCGCAUCAUAUGCAACGAUACGCUGUCUGGUUCGGAGGUAGCAUGCUGGCUUCCACGGUAAGCGCUAAUUCGAAAAAUGUGGGUGUGUCGCAAAAAAAGGUGACUAAUUAUUAUGUUUUGUGCUCUUCUCUCUCAUCCAGCCCGAAUUCUAUCAAGUGUGUCACACAAAAGCUGCCUACGAAGAGUACGGGCCUGGUAUAUGCCGCCAUAAUCCAGUCUUUGGAACCAUGACAUAAAGCAAAGCGGAUGUUUACCGAAAACAUUGACGUUGGAGUGAAUCGUGCCCAUCCAAUGCAACGCGUCAGGUUCGGUAUCUUAAACGAAUGGUGAGAAAAUUGAACAAACUGCUAAAUAGAAACGACUUGAAGUCUUUUCUAAAAAAAAACCACACAUACAUUAUUUACCAAAAGUAAUCCCCAUUAAAAAUCGUUACGUUCGUUUGCUUCCACAGCAAACCGGUAAACUAGAAGUGUAAGGCCGCGAUUAGGAAGCAUUUCAAACGUUUUGUAUUUUUUUAUACUUUAUACAUACAGUUCCAUUCGUUAGGCAAUUGCGCAAUCGUUCCCCGCCAAUUCAUUUCUCUUCUUUGCUCGUAUGCAUGCAGGUCCGUAAUUUUAUCAACAGCUAAAAAGAAAACAAUGAAAAACUGCUUCUAUCAUAACAGUAUGAAAUAAAACGACGGUUCGAAACAUUAAACAACUACAUUGCAACGAGUAUUAUCGGAGCAGAUGGAAUGCAUGCAUGCAACUUGGAAGUAUCGAAAUAAACUGCAUUUUUUUUUUGUUAAUUUUCCAAAUCAUCAUUUUUAGAUACGGCUGAGCGUUAUCGGUACCCAAUUAAAAGUAUUAAAAUAAAUUUCCAAACUAUCUUUCAUUUGAAGAGAAAUAAAGCAAUAGCGUACGUAAAACUGUA